ACAGCCUAACUUUAUCUUUUAAUUACUUUUGUUUAUGUUGUUUGAACUUUCAAGGUUUCUGAUUGUAAAAAUCAAGUAUUGUUGAUAAGAUUAUUGAAUUGACAUUUAUUUCAGAUGUGAUAUUACUAUUGUAGGCACAAACGAACCGUUAAGACCUCUAUUGUUUUUUAUAUUUAUUACUUAGGUUAUUUAUUAUAUAAACUCGACCUCAUUUUUAUAAAACUAUGGCUUACAUAGUGGAUUUACGAUCGGACACUGUAACUAAACCUACAGAAUCUAUGAAACAUGCUAUGGUCAAUUCAGCAUUGGGAGACGACGUAGUCGGCGAAGACCCUACAGUGAAUGCCUUAGAAAACAAAAUAGCUACUAUGUUAGGAAAACAGGCGGCUUUGUUUGUGCCCUCUGGUACUAUGGGUAAUCUUAUUGCAGUGAUGGUUCAUUGUAGCAAGCGAGGAUCAGAGGCUAUUGUUGGUGAAACAUCCCAUAUCUUCAGAUAUGAACAGGGCGGUGCAGCCCACCUUGGGAAUGUCUUACUCACCACUAUACCCAACAAACCAGAUGGGACUUUUGACUUGGACACAUUGGAAGGGAAAAUCCGAGGCUCGGAUAUACACGAGCCUAUCACUUCACUUGUUGCUGUGGAGAAUACGCAAAAUUAUUGUGGUGGGAAGGUGCUGCCGCUAAGCUGGUUGGACGAGCUGGCCGUCCUGUGCAAGAAGUAUUCAAUCCCCAUCCACAUGGACGGCGCGCGGCUGUUCAACGCUAGCGUGCACAGUAAACAGCCGCCGGCCCGCAUCGUGAGGGACUGCGCCAGCGUCUCCGUGUGUUUCAGCAAGGGACUCUCGGCGCCCGUCGGAUCAGCGCUCGUCGGAUCGUAUCACUUCAUAGAACAAGCCCGGCGCAUGCGCAAAAUGCUGGGCGGCGGCAUGCGGCAGGCGGGCGUGCUGGCGGCGGCCGCGCUCGUGUCGCUGGAUGAGGUCGUGCCGCUUCUCGCGCUUGACCACAAGCGCGCGCACCGCCUCGGCAUGGUAAUCCAAGGCCUGUUUCUGAAGUCCUUCACUGUAGACGUCGAAAAUCUGCACACGAAUAUCGUGCUGGUGAAGAUACAGCCGGAGAGUCCUAUCACCGCUGACCAAGUGCUGCAGAGGUUGGCCCAGGUUUCUCUCGCGGAGACGAAGGGUGAUUGCAAAACACCAAACGACGAAGGCGUAAUAGUAAAGGGUGUUCAAUUCAACAGUAAAACAAUCAGGUUCACGUUGCACAGGGAAAUAACAGACGAAGACCUCUGGCUCGCUAUUAUGAAGAUCACAUACGUGUUCAAAGAAAUCGACGCGGGCGUAAACAAGUAACACCGCUUAGUCAUUCUCAAAUUGUAUAUAUUGUAAGUAAAAUAACUGUAACAAAAAAUUUGAUCUUUAUUGCAUUGUAAUUAGGUUGAAAAUUAUACAGCUGUAUUGUUUUAUAUUAUGUAUAUAUAUAUAUAUAUAUAUAUAUAUAUAUAUAUAUAUAUAUAUAUAUAUAUAUAUAUAUGCCCGUGAUACCCCCCUUGCGUUGCCAUUCCUGAGAACUCAGGUGUUAUUCCUCUGUACCCAGUAAAUUCACGCCAUAUCCCAUCCUUCAAAUCGAAACACGGCCAUGCAAACACAACUACUUCACGGUAGAAACACGAAUGGGACAGAGGUGCCCAAGCAAACGCCUUUUGUACAAAGUCUCUAUUUCAAGUACACACUGGUAAUACAUAAAAAUGUGACAGAGGUAAGUAAAUGUACAAAGGGGAGCUUAAUUUUAAAAGAGUUCUCUUCCAGCAAACGCAAAGUGGAAAGGAGCAUCAAUGUCAGCGGCUAGAGCGGUGUACAAUAUUGUGACCAAUUUUUAAACAAUAAUUUUAAAUUAGACAAACAUAAGUUUAUACAUAUAAUAUGUGUUUCGGUUUGAAGGACGAUAUGGCGUGAAUUUACAGGGUACAGAGGAAUAACAUCUAAGUCUUCAGGAAUGGCAACGCAUGGGGGGUAUCAUGGGCGAAACAGUAUACUCUGUUAUGUCCAUGGCACUGCUCAUGUGUAUAGGCGACGGUUACCACUUUCCAUCAGGUGGGCCGUCAGCUUGUUUGCCAUUCUAAGUUGUAUAAAAAAAAGUAGACUGAAGUCAAUAAAUUCCAAUUGUAUUUAUUACUAUUUGAAUGUAAAUGUAUGAAGAUUAUGAUUUAAAUAAACAAGAGAUUUAAUAA
Messenger RNA from Galleria mellonella (greater wax moth), 2227 nucleotides. RefSeq lists its product as uncharacterized. Gene Ontology annotation, biological process: L-threonine catabolic process; glycine biosynthetic process. Gene Ontology annotation, cellular component: cytosol. The transcript has 7 exons. NCBI's taxonomy places the organism in Eukaryota, Metazoa, Arthropoda, Insecta, Lepidoptera, Pyralidae. Bases 225 to 1349 code for a protein of 374 amino acids. The record is from RefSeq and is a predicted model, not a curated record. Gene Ontology annotation, molecular function: L-allo-threonine aldolase activity.